This is a messenger RNA of Letharia lupina, 444 nucleotides long. RefSeq lists its product as uncharacterized. The record is from RefSeq and is a predicted model, not a curated record. Bases 1 to 444 code for a protein of 147 amino acids. The transcript has 2 exons. NCBI's taxonomy places the organism in Eukaryota, Fungi, Ascomycota, Lecanoromycetes, Lecanorales, Parmeliaceae.
AUGUACAAUGACACGAAGAACUUUCCAGAUAAGCCUAGUGCCUCUGAGACCCAACCUCCCCAACUCGCCAACAUGGGCUGCGCCCCGUCCAAACCGGCCGUUCGUCGCUCCAGAGAGCCCGAAACCACCUUCCCACGCUACACCGGCCCUAAAGAUUUCCGUGCCAGCGUGAUGCCUGAGCGUGAGCGCUCCAGAGAGUCCGAAACCCCCUUGCCGCGCUACACAGGCCCGAAAGAAUUCCGCGCCAGUGUGAUGCCGGAGCGUAGGUCCGACCGUCAAGCAGCUCAGAUGUAUCAGACGUACCAGAGAUUAGACAAGCAGCGCGGCAUGCGUGCGGAAAGGCGCUAUUCAUGGGAGGGACACCCGUCGGAGAAGGUACUCACGACGUUUGAUCAGCUGGCGGACCGCGGCAUUAUUCCUAAGAAUGCGUUGAAGAGGAAGUAG